ACAAAUCCUAGACCAAGUGGCUUACCACUGAGAAAAGCAAAGACAACCUUUGUGAAGACGAAGACGAAGACGAAGACGAAGAAGAAGAAGAAGAAGAAAACCCAAUCCAGGCAGCAAGAGAAGAAGAGCCAGAGAUAGUGAAGAUGCAGAGGCUCCCAUUCGAAAUAAUAAAAGACAUCCUCUCAAGACUACCCGUCAAAUCUCUCAUGCGAUUCAGGUUUGAUAUUCCAUUUCAGGGUCUGUGGCAUCGUGUUGAAAUCUUGGGUUCUUGUAAUGGGUUGUUAUGUUUAUUUGUUGCUGAACGCUUACCUGGGUUUCGUCACAUUAGCCCUAUAUACUUGUGGAACCCUUCUACAAGAGAAUACAAGAGGGUUCCUGAUGCCCCAGUUGGGUCUCCAAGAAUUUGUGAGAUUGGUAAUACUGUGUUAGGGUUUGGGUAUGAUCCCAUUAAAAAUGAAUACAAAGUGGUAAGAAUUAUUUACAUCUGCGAGAGAACGUUGGACAGUCUUAUUUGGAAGUCUGAUGUCAGGGUAUACUCCUUGGGGACUGGGAAAUGGAAGAAACUUGGAAAUGCCCCUUUUAACAUCAGGAACAGUUCAUCAUCAAAGGCUAUAGUGAAUGGAUCUAUUCAUUGGCUAGCAACUCAGGAGAUCAAUUCAGAAAUGUCUGAGUUAAUCAUUUCUUUUGAUGUGAGAAAUGAAGUGUUCCGAGAGAUACCACUUCCCAGUUGUGUAGAAGCAAAACAGCAUUGCAAUUUUGUCACAAUUUUGGGAGGAUGUCUAUCUUUGAUUGGGUCUUUCCCCGGGAAUUAUGUUGAGAUAUGGUUGAUGAAGGACUAUGGCGUGAACGGGUCUUGGACUAAACAGUUCACCAUUGAAUGGUCAUAUGCUCCUUAUAGAAACUCUAUCGAUUUAUUUCCUUUAGAAAUUUUGAAGAGUGGUGAGAUUCUAAUUGUGAAGAAUUCCAAAAAACUGGUUUUGUAUGACCCUGAAAGCAGAGGAGAGAGGGACCUUGGAAUUCAUGGGCUUCCGGAUCAUUUUAACUCGUUUAUUUUCAUGGAGAGUCUCGUUCCACUUUCAGCUCAAAGCAGACAUGAGGGGCAUCAUCAAUAGAGAAAAAAAAUUGGGAUGAAGAAUUAAGAAACGAAUACAAGCCCUGUUCGUCAAUGCCAUCUUCUACUUCUUCAUGUGCAAAUCUUGUUGGCGUGGAUCCAUGUAAUCGAUUCCAUUAAGUUGGGAUAAGAUUGAGUUUGUUGUUGUACUACUUAUUAUUGUGUGCUAUAUCAACUCAUGGUGUUUGUAAUUGUGAUUCUCUUUCAACUAUGGUUUUAGUACAUCUCUUAUGCAUCA
This is a messenger RNA of Macadamia integrifolia, 1349 nucleotides long. Its product is annotated as F-box protein At3g07870-like. The transcript is spliced from 2 exons. Lineage: Eukaryota; Viridiplantae; Streptophyta; Magnoliopsida; Proteales; Proteaceae. The record is from RefSeq and is a predicted model, not a curated record. Bases 144 to 1112 code for a protein of 322 amino acids. Gene Ontology annotation, molecular function: protein binding.